AUUACGAAGCCGACUCCCAUUGCCAGCAGCAUUUCAGCUUGUGUGUUUUUGGCUUUGGCUCUCUCAGUGUUUUGUUUCUGCUUUUUGCUUUGCUUUGCUUUGCUUACUGCUCGGCUCUCAGUUCGUUUUCAACGCGCAUUCAAGGCGGACGUCUAAUUUUUUCGUGUCGUGAAGCGUUCAUUUUUUGUCGCCAACGCGUCGCCGUCGCUCGGAGUCGGAGCCUCAAAACAUUCGCAUUUUGCUACAGAUUUAAAUGAGUUUCAAGUGCCAAAAGCAUUAAAUAUUAUUUGCUUAGUUAAUUGCAAACUGCAGUGAGUAAAUAAAAGCAAAAAAAAAUCUGGACGAAGUCGGCAAAAAAGAAAAGGGAACAAAACGGACACAGCUUCCUUUUACGACCGAGUGAGUGAGCAAGCAGCAAAACGUGAAAUGCAAAUUACAGCAAUAAUAAUAACAACGACAACAGUAACAACAGCAACAAAAUCAUCGACAACAAAACACUUUCGCGUGUGAGACACAACGAAAAUUGCGCGCCAAAAAAUCAGCAGCAAAACAAAAGGAUUUAAAAAUCACGCACACACACAACAACAGAAAAAAGAAGAUAAAUACCAAUACAAACAACAAGGCACGCACAAGCAGCUGAGAGAGCAGAAGCAGUCGAUAAAGCAACAACAAAAAUAACUGCGCUAGCAGCAUCAACAACAACAAUCAAAACAGACGACGAAAACGAAAACCAAAAAGAAAUUCCAGUUUUAUCUUGCGCCGCCAAAUUCACCACAGCAAAGGACGCUGAGAGAAGGCGACGACACUUGAAGCAUUUUGUCGUCUGAGUAGUGAUACAACGUCGCGCGCACAGAGCUUGACUGAGAUCGACACAGCUGGCACCACAAUGAUGUCCAUGUCGAGUUCACCGCCAGCCACGCCCACCGGUGUGCAGACCGAUUCCGAUGGUCUCAUAUUGCCAAAGAAACUGAUCAAUCCCUGCAUGGAGAGCACCGAUCGCAAAGAGCUGCAUCGCGAGCUCAAGUUCAAUGCGAGAAUUGGCAAGAGCGUGUUGAACCAGAAGACGGAGCUGCAGCGAGCGUAUGAGAAGCAAAAGGAGCGACAUGCGGCGGCCGAGCAGCAUUCACCGGAAGCGGAACUGGUUGGCGGGAUACCCGGACUGAAGGGGGAGCUGGGACGUGUGAUCAUGGAGCGGGCCCAGAAGCACGAGGCGGCAGCCCAGCGACAGGAUGCCGAGGAGGCUGAGGAGCGUCAGUAUGUGAAUCCCGAGUAUCUGAAUGUGCGUGCCAAGCUGCGUACGGCGCAUGCGCCCAAUUAAACUAAGCUAAAUCAAGAAAACAAAACAACAAACAACAAAAAAACAAAACAAAACAAAA
Drosophila nasuta is the source of this 1376-nucleotide messenger RNA. RefSeq names its product protein FAM107B. The record is from RefSeq and is a predicted model, not a curated record. Bases 887 to 1318 code for a protein of 143 amino acids. Lineage: Eukaryota; Metazoa; Arthropoda; Insecta; Diptera; Drosophilidae. The transcript has 4 exons.